Messenger RNA from Striga hermonthica, 324 nucleotides. Lineage: Eukaryota; Viridiplantae; Streptophyta; Magnoliopsida; Lamiales; Orobanchaceae. The record is from the annotation of a GenBank genome assembly.
AUGGCCUUCCUCUUGUGCCUACUCUUUAUCCUCUCUAUUCUGGCUCAAAAACAGGCCUUUGGUGCUAAAUUAACAAUUUCUCAGCAGCAUCCAAAUGGAAAAAUCCAGUAUGGCAUCACUGAGGGGAGCCUUCGACCUCAAGAAUGUGGAGGAAGAUGCAGAAAUAGAUGCUCAAAGACAUCGUUCAAGAAGCCAUGCAUGUCCUUCUGCCAAAAAUGCUGCGCAAAGUGCUUGUGCGUGCCACCGGGCACGUACGGUAACAAGCAAGUUUGCCCUUGCUACAACAACUGGAAGACCAAAAGGGGUGGACCAAAAUGCCCUUGA